UGACGAAACAUCAAAAAGCUUUACACUGGAGCUGAUUAUGAAUUUAGAUUUUCAGGCAUUUUCUGAGGAUAUACAGGAUAUUUCUAAUGCAGCUACUAUGGAGUUACAAAUUGAAAACGGAAUAAUGAAUAUUGCUGCUAUAUGGAAAAAACAAGGAUUUGAAAUGGCAUACUCUCGAGAUGGAAUUUACCGGAUCAAAAAUGUUGACGAAUGCUUCCAACUACUAGAAGAGCAUGUAGUUCAAAUAUCCGCCAUGAAGGCAACUCGUUUUGUGGAACCUUUUAUUGACAUUGUAGACUAUUGGGAAAAAACAUUAUCCUAUAUCAGCGAAACUCUAGAAAAAGCACUUUCAGUGCAACGACAAUGGCUAUAUUUAGAGAACAUAUUUCAAGGGGAUGAUAUACGAAAACAACUACCCGAAGAAGAAAAACGGUUUGUAGCUAUUACAGAUGAAUUUCGCACAAUUACUGCAAAAAUGUUUGAGGCAAAUACUGCCGUAAAAGCAACUCACCUUCGCCCACCCCCUUUUGUAUUAAACCGGUUUAACCGCAUGGAUGAACAUUUGGAGUUGAUACAACGUGCCUUGGAAAUUUAUUUAGAAGCCAAGCGUCAGCUUUUUCCUCGAUUUUACUUUAUAUCCAAUGAUGAUCUUUUGGAAAUAUUAGGGAACGCUAAACGCCCCGAUCUGGUACAAACACAUCUUAAGAAACUUUUUGACAAUUUAAACAAACUUGAACUCAGACGAGUCGGAAAAGCAUUGAGUCGCUGGCAGGCUACUGCCAUGUAUUCUGAUGACGGUGAAUGUGUAGAAUUCUUACAGGUUUUAUAUAUUGAUGGUCCUUCAGAGCGCUGGUUGAAUCAGAUUGAAGACUAUAUGAUAGCAGUAAUGAAAGAACAACUAAAAUUAGCACGAGGAUCUUUAAAGAAGCUUAUUGGCAAUCGCGAGAAAUGGAUAUCUUUAUGGCCGGGACAGAUGGUUCUAACCACGGCACAAAUACAGUUUACGACCGACUGUACCCGCAGUCUCAUUCACUGCAAAAUGGUUGACCAGAAGAAACCACUUCGAAAACUUAAAAGAAAGCAGAUAAAAGUGCUAAUGAAACUAUCUGAAAUGAGUCGCAAGGAUUUAUCAAAAAUAAUGCGUCUGAAAGUAAAUACUCUCAUCACACUCGAGAUACAUGGUCGGGAUGUUCUGGAACGCAUGUACAAAGCUAACUGCAAGGAUAUUGGCCACUUUGAGUGGUUUUCACAAUUACGAUUUUAUUGGCACCGCGAGUCUGAAUUGUGUGUAAUUAGACAGACAAAUACGGAACAAUGGUAUGGGUACGAAUACACUGGUAAUUCUGGGAGAUUAGUUAUAACACCAUUAACUGAUCGAUGCUAUAUAACAUUAACUACAGCCCUUCAUCUUCAUCGAGGUGGAAGCCCGAAGGGUCCCGCGGGUACAGGAAAAACUGAAACAGUAAAAGAUCUAGGAAAAGCCAUUGGCCUAUGGGUUAUAGUAACAAACUGUUCCGAAGGUUUAGACUAUAAGAGUAUAGGUAAAAAUUUCUCUGGCCUUGCACAGAGUGGCUGUUGGGGUUGUUUUGAUGAAUUCAAUCGAAUAAACAUUGAAGUGCUGUCAGUUGUUGCUCAACAGAUAAUGUCUAUAAUGGCAGCUCUAUCAGCAAAACUAAAAGAAUUUGUUUUUGAAGGUCAGACAAUAAAAUUAAAAAGUACCGUCGGACUAUUUAUUACCAUGAAUCCUGGUUAUGCUGGUAGAACUGAGUUGCCAGAUAACUUAAAGUCUAUGUUCCGGCCAAUUUCCAUGAUGGUACCGGAUAAUAUUAUUAUUGCAGAAAAUCUGCUCUUCUCCGACGGUUUUACAAAUACAAGAAGUCUUGCAAGAAAGGUUUAUACCCUUUAUGAAUUAGCUAAGCAGCAGCUGUCAAAACAGUAUCAUUAUGAUUUUGGUCUUCGUUCCAUGGUUGCAUUAUUACGCUAUGCUGGGCGCAAACGUCGACAGCUGCCCAAUACGAACGAAGAGGAGAUAGUCUACCUCGCCAUGAAAGAUAUGAACGUUGCUAGAUUUACAGCCGCUGAUUUACCGUUGUUUACUGGAAUAAUGUGUGAUAUAUUUCCAGGAGUUAGUCUUCCACAGAUUGACUAUAGUGAUUUUAAUGUUGCUAUAAUUGAAGAAUUCAGAGACAAUGGUCUUCAAGCUAUACAAAUUGCUGUAAAAAAGGUUAUUGAACUGUUUGAAACCAAAAAUUCUAGACAUUCAGUAAUGAUUAUAGGCGAUACUGGAACAGCGAAAUCAGUUACGUGGCGAGCAUUGCAAGGCGCAUAUUUCAGAAUGAAUGCCCAACGUUUUCAAGGCUGGGAGUCCGUCGCUGUGCAUCCUGUCAACCCUAAAGCCCUUAAUCUAGCUGAGUUGUACGGGGAGUAUAAUUUAAGUACAGGAGAGUGGCUAGAUGGCGUACUGAGUUCUAUCAUGCGAAUUAUUUGCGCGGACGAGGACCUAAUGCAGAAAUGGCUUUUAUUUGACGGACCGGUUGAUGCUGUCUGGAUUGAAAAUAUGAACUCUGUGAUGGAUGACAAUAAGCUUCUAACGCUUAUUAAUAGUGAACGAAUAACAAUGCCGCCACAGGUUUCAUUGCUAUUUGAGGUAGGUGACUUAGCGGUUGCCUCUCCUGCUACUGUAUCACGCUGUGGCAUGGUAUAUAAUGACUAUAACGACUGGGGUUGGAGGCCAUACGUCGAUGCAUGGUUACAGAAAUUAAAAAUCAAGGCAUAUUCUGAAUUUUUGCGCAUUCAUUUUGAGUCAAUCUUGCCAAAUUUGCUUGAGUAUAAACACGUCCGUUGCAAAGAACCAGUAAAGACAAACGAAUUAAAUGGAGUUAUGUCUUUGUGUAAGCUCCUUGAGGGGUUUGGUACGAAACAAAAUGGUAUUAACCCACACAACUUAGAAUCAUUGGAAGAAAUGACAAAACUUUGGUUUAUGUUUUCUUUGGUUUGGUCCAUCUGUGCAAGUGUUGACGAGGACAGUCGAUUUAAGCUCGAUACUUAUAUACGUGAAAUUGAAAGUUGUUUUCCAAUAAAAGACACUGUGUAUGAUUAUUAUGUAGAUCCCAACGAAAGAACAUUCGUACCCUGGGAGAGUAAGCUGUCGGAUACCUGGCGCUAUGAUGAGAGUUCUCCAUUUUAUAAGAUUAUUGUACCUACUGGAGACACUAUACGCUAUGAGUAUAUCGUAUCAAAACUUCUUGUUGAAGAACAUCCAGUGAUGAUAGUUGGAAAUGUUGGAACAGGAAAAUCAUCGACGGCAACCAAUGUAAUGGAAGCUUGUGAUAAGAAUAAGUUUUGCGUGCUUUACGUUAACAUUUCGGCCCAAACUACAGCAGCCGGAUUGCAGGCUACAAUUGAAAAUCGGACCGAAAAGCGCACCAAAACUCAAUUUGUACCUUUUGGUGGAAAACGAAUGAUAUGCUUUAUGGAUGACUUUAAUAUGCCUGCCAAAGACACGUAUGGGUCACAGCCCCCUCUUGAACUUAUAAGACAAUGGAUCGAUUAUAAGUACUGGUUCAACCGCAAGACUCAGCAAAAAAUAUAUGUCUUAAAUACACUACUCAUGGCAGCGAUGGGGCCGCCGGGCGGUGGACGUCAAGUUAUCUCUCCGCGAACUCAAAGUCGAUUUGUACUUUUAAAUCUUACUUUUCCAACUCAUGAAACAAUAACACGUAUAUUUGGUACAAUGCUCAAGCAAAAACUUGAAGGAUUUACUAACGAUGUUCGCGAAAUGUGGUUGUUACUUACUCAAUCAACAAUAUAUCUUUACACUGCAAUUAUUGGAAGAAUGCUACCAACUCCUAAUAAGUCACAUUAUCUCUUUAACCUUCGUGAUAUUUCAAAGGUAUUUCAAGGACUACUCAGGGGUUCUAUGGAACUACAAACGACAAGGUCACUUUUUCUUCGUCUUUGGAUUCAUGAGUGUUUUAGAGUAUUUAGUGAUAGACUUGUUGAUGACUCAGAUCAAGAGUGGUUUGUCAACACAAUAAAUGAAACCCUAGGAGAAUAUUACGAGGUCACUUUUCACAGCCUAUGCCCAUCAAAACAGUCUCCGCUCUUUGGGGAGUUUGCUCAUCCACAGGGAUUCUAUGAAGACUUAAAGUUGGACACAUUGCGCACAUACAUGAUAAACCAAUUAGAGGAGUACAAUAAUUUUCCUGGAAUGGCUCGUAUGAAUUUAGUUUUCUUUAAAGAAGCCAUUGAACAUGUAGUUCGCAUAAUUCGCGUUAUAUCUCAGCCGCGCGGUCAUAUCCUAAAUAUUGGUAUAGGAGGAUCCGGUCGUCAAGUGCUAGCAAAACUAGCUGCCUUCAUUUUAGAAAUGGGAAUCUUUCAAAUUGAAGUUUCAAAAAAAUACAAAGUCGGCGAUUUACGUGAGGACUUAAAAGCCUUAUAUAAAGUAACGGGCAUUAAGCAAAGGCUAACCAUUUUUAUUUUUAGCAGCGAACAGGUAGCUGAAUUGUCAUUCUUAGAAAUAAUAAACAAUAUGCUUAGUAGUGGAGAGAUAAACUUAUUUAAAUCUGAUGAGUUCGAUGAACUAAAAUCCGAUUUAGAGCGUCCCGCAAAAAAGGCUGGAGUUGAACUAAAUACGGAAGCGCUGUAUACAUUUUUCAUGUUGAAUAUAAGAGAUUUUAUGCACAUAGUUUUGUGUUUUAGCCCCAUUGGAGAAAACUUCAGAAACUACAUACGUCAAUAUCCAGCUCUGUUAAGUGCAACCACUCCCAACUGGUUUAGAUUGUGGCCGCAAGAAGCAUUAUUGGAAGUCGCUUGUCAUUUUUUGAAGGGUUUUCAACUUAAUAUUCCCGUUCCUGGAAAAGAUGAUAAGAAAGAUCGCGAUAGUUUGGUCGAGACGACUGAAAAUGUCCUACAUCGUGAUAUUCCGCAUGCAUUUUCAAUUAUGCAUUCUAGUGUUGCAAAAAUUUCACAGCUUAUGUUAGAAGAAGUAAAACGAUAUAACUAUGUUACGUCACCAAAUUAUUUGCAGUUGGUAAGCGGUUUUAAAGAGCUCCUUGAAAAAAAAAGGUUUGAAGUAUCAUCCGCUGCCAAUCGCUUACGUAAUGGGUUAUCCAAGAUUGCAGAUACUCAAGAAAAGGUGACAUUGAUGUCAGAGGAGCUUAAAGUAAGUUCAGAGCAGGUAAAAUUGCUGGCCAAAGAAUGCGAAGAAUUUAUUGCCAUGAUCGAAAUUCAAAAAUCCGAAGCGACAGAGCAAAAAGAGAUUGUAGACGCAGAAGCAGUAAUUAUAAAGCGUGAAGAAAUAAUAUGUUUAGACUUAGCAGCAACUGCUCGCGCUGAUUUGGAAGUUGUUUUGCCUAUGAUUGAUGCAGCAGUAAAAGCUUUAGAUGCACUAAAUAAAAAAGAUAUUGCUGAAGUAAAGUCCUAUGGUCGUCCACCUAUGAAGAUUGAAAAAGUAAUGGAAGCCGUACUGAUAUUAAUUGGAAAGGAACCAACUUGGGAGAACGCGAAAAAGGUACUUAGUGAAUCUACCUUUCUGAAUGAUUUAAAAAAUUUUGAUCGAGAUCACAUCUCGGAAAAAACACUGAAGCGAAUAGCAAUGUACACUAAAAAUCCAGAAUUGGAACCAGAUAAGGUAGCUGUAGUUUCAGUUGCAUGUAAGUCAUUAAUGCUGUGGAUUAUGGCUAUAGAGAACUACGGUAAAGUAUAUCGAAUUGUUGCACCAAAACAAGAAAAAUUAGAUAAUGCCAUGAGGUCGCUGGAAGAAAAACAAGCGGCAUUGGCUGCAGCUAAAAAAAAACUUGAAGAGCUGCAAGCGGUAAUAGAAGAACUUUAUCGACAGCUCAAUGAAAAAACCGAAUUACUUAAUGAAUUACGUGCAAAGGAAGAACGUCUACGGAAGCAACUAGAGCGUGCAAUUAUUUUAGUUGAAUCACUGUCAGGAGAGCGUGAGCGUUGGAUAGAAACUGUAGCUCAACUAGACGUCGCUUUUGAGAAAUUACCUGGAGACUGUCUUUUAUCUAUUGCAUUUGUAACUUACUUAGGUCCAUUUGACACAAAAUAUCGUGAAGAUCUCUUAAACAAAUGGAGACAACUAAUAAAAGAUUUAGUUAUUCCAGCCACGUCUGAACUGAAAUUAACAGUCUUUCUCUGCGAUGCCGUUUCUAUCCGAGAAUGGAAUAUUCAAGGACUUCCGUCUGAUGACUUAAGUACGGAAAAUGGAGUAAUUGUAACUCAGGGCAGUAGAUGGCCGCUGAUUAUUGAUCCUCAAAUGCAAGCGAAUAAUUGGAUUAUGAAGAUGGAGGAACAUAAUCAGCUAAUUAUUAUAGAUUUGGGUAUGACUGAUUAUCUUCCGCAAAUGGAACAUUCUAUUAAAGAAGGGAUUCCUGUAUUGUUGCAAAAUGUUGGAGAAACCCUAGACCAAGCUAUAUACCCAAUCCUUCGCCGAAAUUUUACAAUUCAAUCUGGGGAAAAACUAAUAAAAUUUAAUGACAAGUACAUAUCAUAUAACGAUCAAUUUCGAUUUUACAUUACUACAAAAAUUUCGAAUCCCCACUAUCCACCUGAAAUAUCAUCAAAAAUGACGAUUGUUAACUUUGCAUUAAAACAAGAUGGACUGGAAGCUCAACUAUUGGGUAUUAUUGUAAGAAAGGAAAAACCAGCGUUAGAAGAACAAAAAGAUGAUUUAGUUAUGACCAUUGCACGUAAUAAACGUACACUUAUUGAUCUUGACAAUGAGAUUUUGCGUUUAUUAAAUGAAAGUAGAGGAUCCCUUCUUGAUGAUGACAAAUUAUUUUCUACAUUGCAAAAGUCACGACAAACAUCCGUCCUGGUUAAAGAAUCCCUUAGUAUUGCUGAAGUCACAGAAAUAGAGAUAGACGCAGCCCGCCAAGAAUACAAGCCUGCUUCUGUACGCGCUGCUAUUUUAUUUUUCGUUUUAACGGAUAUGUCCAAGAUUGACCCAAUGUAUGUUUUCUCUUUGGCGGCUUAUAUUUUACUGUUUACGCAAUCCAUUGAACGUAGUCCACGAAAUCAGCUGGUACAUGAGCGUAUUCACAAUAUCGAUGAAUAUCAUACAUAUUCUGUUUAUCGAAAUACUUGCCGUGGACUUUUUGAAAGGCAUAAGCUUCUUUUUUCAAUACAUAUGACAGCAAAAAUACUUUCAAAUGCCGGAAAGCUGGUCGAAGAAGAGUAUGAUUUUAUCUUGAAGGGUGGAAUUGUUUUAGACAAGCAAGGACAGGCGCCUAAUCCAGCAAAAUGGUGGAUCAGUGAACAAAAUUGGGACAAUAUAACUGAGCUGGACAAAAUACCAGGUUUUCACGGCAUUAUAGACUCAUUUGAAACGAACUUCAAAGUAUGGAACGCCUGGUACGCUACAACGUUCCCAGAACAGGAAGAUUUGGUUGGCGAAUGGAAUGACAAACUUACUGAUUUUCAAAAAAUUUGUGUAGUACGUUCAUUACGACCGGAUCGAAUUAGCUUUUGUAUGACACAGUUUAUUAUCAGUAAGUUAGGUCCACGUUAUGUGGAACCACCAGUCCUUGAUCUAAAGGCUGCAUUUGAUGAAUCAAUUUCUCAAACACCACUGAUAUUUGUUUUGUCACCGGGUAUCGAUCCAACUCAAUCUUUAAUAGCACUUUCGGAAACUACGAAAAUGUCUCAGAGGAUGUUUUCACUUAGUUUGGGACAAGGACAAGCACCAGUAGCAACAAAGCUUAUAAUGGAUGGAAUAAGAGAUGGUAAUUGGGUAUUUCUAGCAAAUUGUCAUUUAUCCCUAAGCUGGAUGCCUACUCUCGAUAAAAUGAUAGCAACUAUGCAGUCAAUUAAGUUACACAAAAAGUUCCGCCUUUGGCUAAGUUCGAGCCCUCACCCAGACUUCCCUAUAUCUAUAUUGGAAACAAGUAUUAAAAUGACCACUGAACCUCCACGUGGAAUUAAAGCUAACAUGAAGAGGCUCUACAACAAUGUAAAUGUUGUGAAUAUGGAUAUCUGUAAGGAGCCUAAUAAAUACAAAAAACUGCUUUUCGCACUUUGCUUUUUUCAUACAAUUCUCUUGGAGCGUAAGAAAUUCCAGCAACUUGGGUGGAAUGUUAUAUAUAGUUUUAAUGAUUCCGAUUUUGAAGUGUCUGAAAUUUUAUUGCUUUUGUAUUUAAAUGAAUAUGAAGAGACACCUUUCAGUGCAUUAAAAUAUCUGAUAGCUGGAGUAAAUUAUGGAGGUCAUGUUACCGAUGAUUGGGAUCAGCGGCUGCUGUCUACCUAUAUAAAUCAAUUUUAUAAUGAUCAAGCGUUAAAAACGCGUAAGUUUCGGUAA
Molecule: messenger RNA, 8308 nt
Organism: Drosophila montana
Lineage: Eukaryota; Metazoa; Arthropoda; Insecta; Diptera; Drosophilidae
Gene: kl-2
Product: dynein heavy chain 2, axonemal kl-2
Exons: 4
Coding region: 38-8308 (2756 amino acids)
Biological process (GO): microtubule-based movement
Cellular component (GO): dynein complex
Molecular function (GO): ATP binding; dynein intermediate chain binding; minus-end-directed microtubule motor activity
Source: RefSeq, a predicted model, not a curated record